Molecule: messenger RNA, 1072 nt
Organism: Protobothrops mucrosquamatus (brown spotted pit viper)
Lineage: Eukaryota; Metazoa; Chordata; Lepidosauria; Squamata; Viperidae
Gene: MARCHF3
Product: membrane associated ring-CH-type finger 3
Exons: 4
Coding region: 52-813 (253 amino acids)
Biological process (GO): protein ubiquitination
Molecular function (GO): zinc ion binding; ubiquitin-protein transferase activity
Source: RefSeq, a predicted model, not a curated record
AAUCCUGUAUGAAUGUGGAAGCCAUUAGCAGAGUAAUUGCUGUCUGUUACCAUGACAACCAGCCGCUGCAGUCACCUGCCCGAAGUCUUACCAGACUGCACCAGCCCAGCCACUCCUGUGGUAAAGACUGUGGAGGACUGUAGCAGCCUUGUGAAUGGACAGCCGCAGUAUGUCAUGCAAGUUUCAGCCAAGGACGGACAGCUGCUAUCAACUGUAGUACGGACUCUUGCCACUCAGAGUCCUUUCAAUGACCGACCAAUGUGCAGGAUUUGCCACGAAGGCAGCAGUCAAGAAGAUCUGCUUUCUCCUUGUGAAUGUACUGGAACCUUGGGGACUAUUCAUCGUAGCUGCCUGGAACACUGGCUCUCAUCUUCAAAUACCAAUUACUGUGAACUUUGCCACUUCAAGUUUACAGUAGAGCGCAAACCAAGACCAUUGGUCGAGUGGCUAAAAAAUCCUGGCCCCCAACAUGAGAAACGGACUUUGUUUGGGGACAUGGUGUGCUUCUUGUUUAUAACUCCAUUGGCUACUAUCUCCGGCUGGUUGUGUCUGCGGGGAGCAGUGGACCAUCUGCACUUUAGUAGUAGGCUAGAAGCUGUUGGGCUCAUUGCACUCACUGUCGCACUCUUCACAAUUUACCUCUUUUGGACACUAGUAUCCUUUAGGUAUCACUGUAGAUUAUACAAUGAAUGGCGUCGGACCAAUCAAAGAGUUAUCCUUCUCAUCCCAAAGUCUGUCAGCAUCCCUUCUACCCAGCAGUCCUUGCUGGGCCUGCAUUCAGUCAAAAGGAACUCAAAAGAGACCAUUGUCUAAUUGUGAUAAUCUUGUCCAGAGGCCACGAACUAUAUGUGUGUAGCAUCAUAGUUGGAAAGACACUUUUUGUAGAAGAAAAGACAUGACUGUUGCAAUUUAAAUCAUGGAUGCUGCAAUCAUAUGAUAUUUGCUAAGCUGCCAAACAUGUCUAAAAUUUAGCAGAUACUGUAUGGAAUUUUCCAUCACAUGUUGAUAGCUGCAUCACUAGGGAUGCAACUCUUUUCUAAUUGUGAUUAAAAACUAUGAUGGCAAACACUGC